AUGGCCGUGGCGCUUUCUGCUGCCGUGCCCAGCCUGCUUUCCAGCUCGCCGUUUGUGGAUAACCUCAUUCAGGCCAAUGCCACCGGCGACGACGAUGCCAUCGAGACUUUCCCAGAAUCAUGGACCUGGGGCGUUUCUCAGGUCCCCAAUGUGCUUAACAAAUCGGCCGUGGACGCCAACGAGGAGGCGCUGGGCUACCAGUUGUUGAAUGUCUCCAGAAGCGCCAAGGGCCUCUCGGGAUUCCUCCGUUUGCAGAAGGAAUCCGACCUCUACGGCUUCGACUACGACAUAUUGAAGCUCGACGUCGAGCACCAGCUGGAGUCCAGGCUCCUGGUGCACAUUGAGCCCAAGAACCUCACCGACGUCUACAAGCUUUCUUCCGACUUGGUGCCUGAACCGGAGUCUUCCAACUCGACUUCUUUCGGUUCCGACUUGGUGUUCCGCCAUUCCGGCGUCAACGAGCUGUUCUGGUUUGAAGUCGUCCGCAAACUGAACGCAGAGGUGCUUUUCUCCACCAAAGGCAACCCGCUCGUCUUUUCCAACCAGUUUGUCCAGUUCAACACCUCUCUUCCGGAGGGCCACGUAAUUACCGGUUUGGGCGAGGCCAUCAAGGGCUUUACAAACCCGCCGGGCACCGUCAGAACACUCUAUGCCAACGACGCUGCUAAUCCAGUAGACGGCAACAACUACGGCGUCCACCCCUUCUACAUCGACCAGAGAUACGCCAAUUUGAGCGAAGCAAACGCCCACCAGGGCCCUGUCAACGAAACCCGCUAUCCUGGCGUCAAAUGGGGCAAUCUGACCAACCUGACGCUCGGAAACUCCACUGUUUCCAAUCUGAGCUUCUACGAGGACUUCACGCCGCUUAACAAAUCGUACACACACGGCGUCUGGUGGAGGACCCUGGCGCCCCAAGAGGUCGUCGUUGAAGAAGAAGCCCUUACGUGGAGAGCGCUCAAUGGCGUGAUUGACCUCUACUUCUUCUCGGGACCUACUCCAAAAGAUGUGAUCCAGCAGUACGUCACGGAAGUCGGCAAACCUGCUCUCCAGCCUUACUGGGCAUUGGGAUACCACCAGUCCCGUUGGGGAUACGCUUCUGUGGACAAAUUGCAGGAUGUUGUAGACCGGCUUGCUGCAGCAGAUCUCCAGCUUGAAGCCGUCUGGACAGACUUGGACUACAUGUCUGGGUUGAAGGACUUCACCAACGACCCGGUCCAGUACCCGCUUGACAAGUUCCAGAGCUUCCUUGCGGACUUGCACGACGGUGAUCAAAAAUACAUUCCUCUUGUGGAUGCAGCCAUCUACCACCCCAACCCUGAGAACGAAACCGACAACAACUACAGUGUUUUUGGCGACGGCGUUGAAAAAGACGUUUUCUUGAAAAACCCCGACGGCUCCUUCUACAUCGGCGCCGUGUGGCCCGGCUACACUGUGUUCCCCGACUUCCUCGGCAACAACACCUACGAAUGGUGGAAGGGCGCUUUGGAGGACUGGCGGGACGAGGUCGAGUACGACGGAAUCUGGCUCGACAUGAACGAGGCCUCUUCUUUCUGCGUGGGUUCUUGCGGAACCGGCAAAGUCCAGAGCAAUCCCGUUCGGCCGCCUUUUGAGUAUGGCGGGUUGCAAGAACAGUUUCCUGAAGGAUUUAAAAAAUCCAACGCCACGGAGUACAAGCAGUUUUUGCAGUUGCUUUCCAGCCAGACGGCCGAGAACACCUCGACCGUGCUGAACUCCAGCUCCUCCGACUUUUUCAACUCCAAGCAAGACGGAAAAGGCAACAUCAACUACCCACCCUACGUGCUCAACAACGUCCAGGAGGGCCACGAUCUUGCUGCACACGCCAUUUCGCCAAAUGCCACCCACGCCGACGGCUCCGUCGAGUACGAUAUCCACAAUUUGUACGGAUACCUCCAGUGCAACGCAACCUACCAUGCUCUCACCGAGAUCCAGCCAAAUAAGAGACCCUUCAUCAUUUCCAGAUCGACCUUCUCCGGCCUGGGCGCCUAUGCGGGCCACUGGGGCGGCGACAACUGGUCGAAUUUCACCUACGCUUAUUACUCCAUUCCCCAGGCGCUCACCAUGGGACUUUCGGGCAUUCCGUUCUUUGGCGUGGACGUCUGCGGCUUCAACGGCAACGCCGACUUGGAAUUGUGCUCCCGCUGGAUGCAAUUGGGUGCUUUCUUCCCCUUCUACAGAAACCACAACGUCUUGGGCGCCAUAGAUCAGGAACCCUAUGUGUGGGAGGAUGUGCUUGAGCACUCCAAGAUCACCAUGGACAUCCGGUACUCGCUUUUGCCUUACUACUACACGUUGCUCAAGGAGGCCUCUGAAACCGGUGUUCCUGUUCUUCGAGCCCUUUCGUGGGAGUUCCCAGACGACCCUGCUCUUUCUGAUGCAGACAGGCAGUUUUUCGUUGGAGAAGCGCUUUUGGUGACCCCCGUGCUCCAGCCCAAUGUUUCGGAAGUUGACGGUGUUUUCCCCGGCGCCAACGUCACCGACCUCUACUACGACUGGUACACUUACGAGCAGGUGAAUGUCACUGACGGUAAAAACGAGACCUUGGAGGCUCCACUCGGCCAUAUUCCGCUUCAUAUUCGUGGAGGUCACAUCAUUCCUCUUCAGGAUCCCGGCUACACGACGGCAGAGUCGAGAAACAAUUCCUGGACGCUUCUUGUGCCCUUGGGCAUCGAGGGUACUGCCUUCGGUUCGUUGUACUCAGAUGACGGAAUCUCGUACCCUGUGAGCAACUCGACCACGGUGGAAUUUGUCGCAGGCGACGGUGUUCUUUCUUCUUCUGCUUAUGGAGACUACGAGAUCGAGCAGCCCUUGGCGUCGGUGGUGAUUUUGGGUGUGGACGAGGAACCUUCUUCUGUGAGAUUCAACGACGAGACGGUGAACUUUGACUACUACAACAAGACGAUCGAGGUGCUGGAUUUGGAGGAGUAUACCGAGAAGGGCGCCUUCCAGCAGGACUUCCGUCUCUCGUGGGAAUGA
Candidozyma duobushaemuli is the source of this 2994-nucleotide messenger RNA. RefSeq names its product glycoside hydrolase family 31 protein. The coding region runs from base 1 to 2994 and encodes 997 amino acids. Gene Ontology annotation, biological process: carbohydrate metabolic process. NCBI's taxonomy places the organism in Eukaryota, Fungi, Ascomycota, Pichiomycetes, Serinales, Metschnikowiaceae. The record is from RefSeq and is a predicted model, not a curated record. The transcript has a single exon. Gene Ontology annotation, molecular function: hydrolase activity, hydrolyzing O-glycosyl compounds; carbohydrate binding.